AUGGAAAGAAUGCUUAGCGACACAGCAGAUACUAAUGAGAAGGCAUUGAAGGAAGUUCGUUUUUUUAGGCUUUCAGGUCGACUAUGUGAACAGCACAAAGCAAAGUUUGACCCUUUAGUGUCCAAUGAUAUCAAUGGUUUGAUAGAAUCGUCCGCUAUUACAGACUUUGAUUAUCUGUGGGGCAGUGCGUUAGACGAAGGAAGUAGCAUCUAAUCUAAGGAAGAUGAAGACCGGAUAUUCAAAGGAAUAUUUGACAAAGCAGAAGCAUUACAAGCAUACAUAAAAUAGGAAGCCUACACACACCGUAGACCAGCCACACACCAUUAA
Molecule: messenger RNA, 327 nt
Organism: Lycium ferocissimum
Lineage: Eukaryota; Viridiplantae; Streptophyta; Magnoliopsida; Solanales; Solanaceae
Exons: 3
Source: RefSeq, a predicted model, not a curated record